Molecule: messenger RNA, 216 nt
Organism: Phytophthora sojae
Lineage: Eukaryota; Oomycota; Peronosporomycetes; Peronosporales; Peronosporaceae
Exons: 1
Molecular function (GO): zinc ion binding
Source: RefSeq, a predicted model, not a curated record
GUGGCAGAUGCGACUUGUGAGCGUACAGCGUCGAGUCCUUCACAAUGGAAAAUUUAUUGCGGGAAUCAAACCUUUCGCUGUCACGAUGUGGAGUGGACGUGUACUUGUCUAUUUUAUAGCAGUCACCAUUUACCAUGUCGUCAUCUUAUGCACUUAGCACGCGAGGGGCAUGGCUUCAAACUGCUUCCAGCUAUGGCAAUUCAUGAUCGGUGGAGU